GGCUAACCUAUCCCCAUCCUUCGUCGCGCAGAUUCAACGAUUGCAGGAAUUCUCACAAAAUCCCAGCGCUCAUCGGCCCAACCCCUAUGUCAACAUAGCAAAAUUGAACUUUGCACCUUAUUUAAUGGAGAUGUUCUCACAUGAGGGCGUCGUAUCCAGCGCGACAUACACCGAUGCUGAUAUACCCUCGGAGCUACAAGUACCGUCCGAUAAUUUCGGCUUUGCAACCCCACUGAAAAGGAAACCAUCAUCGGCUUCCUACUUACCCGCCAUGGCCUUCUCAAGCCUCCUCUCGCCAAUCUCUGGAUACGGAAGCGAGGUGUCUUCAGCCACCAAGCAACAUCAGAAAGAUUCUGAUAAGCGACGGACUGGAAUGCAGAGUCCAGGGCAACCAUACCUUCUCGCCGCAAUGGCAGCGGGCCGCAUGACGCCUCAACCCGCAGCGACGACAUCGGCGUUGCCUGUCUGCGAAACACCGAUGCGCUUCGUGAAUGUGUUUGGAGGCUCGACACACUCUGACGAAGCUCUGCGGAUCGGUCUGCACAAAGACCUGUCCUUUGACUCUGAAGCGACGUCCAUCAUCGCCACGCCCUCCCUCUACACCCGCACGAUCUCCGACGACGACGAUUUCUACAAAAAUCUUACCUGCCCGUCGUCGGAACUCGCCAGCCAGGAACACUGCUUGUCCUCGUCACCUAUCGUCUUUGACCCACCGUUCGGUGGGUUGCCUGCUUCCGCAGACGAUUUCGGGAUGGAUACCAGCGGAGACUUUGACUCGUUUGCAUUGGACAUUCCGUUUACCCCGGCGGGGCGGCAUGGCCAGCGAAGAGUCUCGGUCCUCAGUCUCGGCGGCCUGUCGGACUCUUCUGGAAUCGCCUUGUUGGCUGCAGAAGUCAAGCCACGGAAGCGGAAGGCUGGCGAAAUGGGCACGGCGCUCGGAAGGAGUCUUGCCGGCGGAGACGAGGGUGCGGGUGAGGUCGAGAAGGAGAACAGCAGACCGGCGCCCAUUUUUGGAACACCGGCGCCUAAACGCGCGUCGUCGGCGGAAAGCGGGCGUGGCAAGACAGUUGCAGCUACUCCUCCGCCCGCCGCUUGUGAGUGUUGCAAGAAGCAAGGGAAGCGCUGUGAGAGUAGGGGGACGUCUAACCCUGGGAUUAAAGUGGAUCUGGCGGAUUCGUUGAAAUCCCCACGUCGGGGGCAAUACGCACGACCAGCGAAGGUUGCUAAGACUUUCAACGAUGCAGACUCAUCCUAUGACGAAUGGACCCACCUCGAGUUUGACGAUCCGCCUUCACUGACCAGCGACAUUUCCUCCGCCUCACCCGCAACUUUCAACCAUCCAAACCUAAACGACAGCCAGCACAGCGACCAAUCCAGCCCUCUCCCACCCACCUUCCGCACCGACGCAACCCUCAGCCUCAGCCCUCGCUUCCUCUAUACCCGCUCACCGGCCCCCACAGCACGAACAGGUCCUACAUCAACAUCAGCAGCAGGAAAAUCACCCGCCCGUCUCAACUCUAUUUAUCUCACCCCGCUGCACCAUGCCGGCCGCACCGCUACCACGGCCGCUACUGGGAAGCUGUCGCCUGCGGGACUAUCGAACGCGAUGAAGAAACCGUCACCGGUUAGGCCGUCUGUUUCGCCGCUGAAUAUCUUUGCGGCGCCGGCGAGCAGACCGCCUUCGAGUCGGUGAGGGUUCGAACGAUGAAACCACGCAAACAUGGACGUGAUAGGGAUAUGAGUACACGAUAGGAAAAUAUGCGUGGCGCGAACUAGGAACGACCGGCUCGGUUUCGACAAACCACUUUCGGCCGCCGAC
This is a messenger RNA of Fimicolochytrium jonesii, 1819 nucleotides long. RefSeq lists its product as uncharacterized. Bases 125 to 1693 code for a protein of 522 amino acids. Lineage: Eukaryota; Fungi; Chytridiomycota; Chytridiomycetes; Spizellomycetales; Powellomycetaceae. The record is from RefSeq and is a predicted model, not a curated record. The transcript is spliced from 2 exons.